This is a messenger RNA of Salvelinus fontinalis (brook trout), 2138 nucleotides long. Its product is annotated as tetra-peptide repeat homeobox protein 1-like. Lineage: Eukaryota; Metazoa; Chordata; Actinopteri; Salmoniformes; Salmonidae. The coding region runs from base 1 to 993 and encodes 330 amino acids. The transcript is spliced from 3 exons. The record is from RefSeq and is a predicted model, not a curated record.
AUGGUUCUCAUCGUCCUGUCAGUCAGUCGCUGUCAGAAGAAUGAAAGAGACUCAUCUGGUUGUCCAGCCCAGACCCGCUCCUCCUUCCUGCUGUCCCCCGCCGCCCUCAACCCCAUCCCGGGCUACACCCCGGGCCUCUCCCCUGCCCUCAACCCCAUCCCGGGCUACACCCCGGGCCUCUCCCCUACCCUCAACCCCAUCCCGGGCUACACCCCGGGCCUCUCCCCUGCCCUCAACCCUGUCCCGGGCCUCUCCCCUGCCCUCAACCCCAUCCCGGGCUACACCCCGGGCCUCUCCCCUGCCCUCAACCCCAUCCCGGGCUACACCCCGGGCCUCUCCCGUGCCCUCAACCCCAUCCCGGGCUACACCCCGGGCCUCUCCCCUGCCCUCAACCCCAUCCCGGGCUACACCCCGGGCCUCUCCCCUACCCUCAACCCCAUCCCGGGCUACACCCCGGGCCUCUCCCCUGCCCUCAACCCCAUCCCGGGCUACACCCCGGGUCUCUCCCCUACCCUCAACCCCAUCCCGGGCUACACCCCGGGCCUCUCCCCUGCCCUCAACCCUGUCCCGGGCCUCUCCCCUACCCUCAACCCCAUCCCGGGCUACACCCCGGGCCUCUCCCCUGCCCUCAACCCCAUCCCGGGCUACACCCCGGGCCUCUCCCCUGCCGCCCUCAACCCCAUCCCGGGCUACACCCCGGGCCUCUCCCCUGCCCUCAACCCCAUCCCGGGCUACACCCCGGGCCUCUCCCCUACCCUCAACUUUAUCCCGGGCUACACCCGGGGCCUCUCCCCUGCCCUCAACCCCAUCCCGGGCUACACCCCGGGCCUCUCCCCUGCCCUCAACCCUGUCCCGGGCCUCUCCCCUGCCCUCAACCCCAUCCCGGGUUACACCCCGGGCCUCUCCCCUGCCCUCAGCCAGCCUUGCUGGCUAUCAGUCUGGGGAGACCAGCCACAAGCACAAGAGAUGAACCAGCAAACACGUGUCCUGUGAGGACUCCAGAACGGAGAGUGGAAGCUGGGAUAGAGAGUUCCAUAUGGUCUGGAGCUGGCUUCAUAAAGGGAUGUAGAGCAGGAUAGCUUGACGCACAAGCACACAAACUGCUCACAUCACUGACGAUGCUGGGAUAGUGGAGGUGGCAGGUGAUGGGUGAAUUCUAGAGCGAGUGAAGGAGAGAGAAUAUUGACAUCAACAGCAACUCAAAAUGUAUUGACAUCGCCUCAUCAGAAAGAUAAGAAGAAUACUACACAUCUCAUGGUUUGCUGACUAACCUAAAGGGAACUCCAACUAACCUUUAUGGCUCUAUUCAAUCCGUAUCGCGGAAGUACAGCGUUACAGCUCCAUUGAAAUUUAAAGGCAAUAUUUCCACGUUAGCGGAGACUGCAUUCCCAGUAAAUUCUGCAUUUCGCUACACUCACAAUAACAUCUGCUAACCAUGUGUAUGUGACCAAUAAGAUUUGAUUUGCAUAUGUCGGCUCAAUCGGAAAUGACCUUUACAUUUCUAUUGUGUUAUCUGUAACGCUGCAGCGACACAGACUGAACAGAGCCCUAAGACUUUCUCUAAGGAGCAGAACCCCAUGACUGAAGGUAAGCCUCCAGGCUUCAGCACCAUUCCUCCUGAAUGUUAGCAGCUGCCCUCAUUAACAGCAGUUCAUCAGCCAGGGGAAUAGCUGUAUCUGUUGGUCUGUCUCACUGGGGUCACCCUUGUUAGCUUUAUUGCUCUGGCCUAUUGGGCUGGCCCCUCACUGGCUUUGCAUGAGAACAUGUUCCAUCUGUGAGAUCAUCUCUGGGAUCAGUCUUGUGACUGCAUGUGUCUAUGUGUAUCCCGGCAUACCUGCUUGUCAAGAGUUUGUUUCCAAAACUCUAUAUCCACCAAUUUUUCACAUUGUGUUUUUUCAACAGAAAUGAUUGCUUAUGGGUACUUUCAUGCUUGUGUAAAAUAUAACAGUUAUUUGUUAGAUAUUUGUUACACUUCACUGUAUAAAAGCUAGCAGUACUACUUAUUUAUCUGAGAGUGAGCCCGAUAUAUAACAUUAUGCAAAAUAACAUGAUUAUUUGUCUCUAUGAAACCAUGAAGUAACAGAUUUUAAACAGCGUCUGUCAUUGAACAAUAAACAAUAAAAGCUCAUUUACCAACA